GUCGAGCAAAGGUUGUUGAGAAAUGGUUCUGGUUAAAGACGAUUUGGUACAUCAACCCAACUUGAAGGAGCGUGGACGCAAGAAAGCGAUUGAGUCCAACAAUUUUCACCAAACGAAGAAUAAUGUGGUUGAAUGUAAAACAAAAGGAAAGAAAGAAUUGUCUCCAAAAGAAAGUCACAAACGUGAUCUGAACACGAGCGAAUCGAGUUUGAUGGAAAAUCUUUAUAACUUUGACAUCACGUUGUCAAGGAAUCUAAGCGUUUGUGCGGACAAAAAAUCAGGGAGAUGGAGAUCGCUGAUGAUUCUUCUUGAAAUCAGUGGGCACGGAGUUCCAUGGAUUGUUGGAACGGUGUUUUCUGUGAUAUUUUUCUCAGGUGUUAAACAAGAAUUCGCUUGUAAUUUGCUUCUAGCUCUGAUAUUCGAUCUAGUCGUGGUUGGAGGCUUAAAAGUUAUGGUGCGACGAAAAAGACCAGUAUACAACGAAGAAGACAUGUUUGCUACAGUGUCCGUGGAUAAUUACUCAUUUCCUUCUGGUCACUCUACACGAGCUGCGAUGGUUGCAGGUUUAUUUGCAAUGUUUAUUGAAAAUGGACUUUGGAGAAUUCUGAUUGGUUGUUGGGCCCUGUGCGUGUCGAUGUCUCGUAUCAUACUUGGCAGACAUCACGUGAGUGAUGUGUUCUGUGGUGUUUUGAUUGGUUUGUUACAGUGCUGGACUAUUUGCACCAUUUGGUUGGCAUCCAAGACCUGCCAGGAACUCUUGUCACUUAUACCAUAUUUCUAUGAACUAAGGAAGCAAGGUCAUGUGUUGUUUCAGAAUUGAUAUUGGUAGACAGUAACACGAAAAAGAGACUAUCCUGUCUUUAGCUGACCUUGCUUCUACCCAGGACUAUCACUCUUGGAAGAUGCAAGUAGACUUCGUCAUUUCUUUAUUGUGCUUUCUAAAGGAUUUCUCAUGUAUAUAGAACUUUCUUGGGAUCAAUAUCAGUAUCUGGGCAACUGCCCACCUACCCCUCCCCUAACCCAACAUUAACCUUAACUUGUUGUCAAUUAACUGUUGUUGAGUUAGGGGAGGAGUAGGUGGGCAGUUGCCCAGAUACUGAUAUUGAUCCCUUUCUUGUUCUAUUAACUUUUUAUUUUGACACAUUUGCAGUCAAGAUCAGGCCCUGGUUGUUCGAGGGUAUAAAAUGCUAUGCACUGUAUAGAUCUCCAUCCUUUGGAUAGUACAGUAUGUUUUGUUAACACUUAUCAGCUGAAAUAUGGUAUGUAAAUCACCCUUGUUUUGUCUCUAUAACAGAAUCAUCUUAAGAAGAUAAAGGAGUAUCUUGCUUUCAGAGAACCUUUAAUUAACAACAGUAUGAGUAAAAUAACUUUCAUUAGUUCUAUAUAGAGGCCUCACAGCCUCUUCAUUUGACAUACAUUAAGGUCAAAUUAAGCAGAAACUAUUAACUGGGGAUUGAUGGCCAAAGCAGAUCUCUGUCUUGUUUCAAAAAUUUUAAGGCCAUAUUUGUAAAGGGUCAAAGCAUCAAGUGCUUAUAUAUUUGUCUUUUUGUCUUCAAUGCUUUUGAUACUUUAUGAUCCUGUCUUGAUAUGUUGGUCCUACCCAAACUUCCAUCACUUAUUCUCAACCAUCACAUAGUUACAAUGCAACAAAAAUUAGGUUAUCUUAUUGUCUCUUGUGAUUCUAUCCAUGGUAACAUAUAAAGCAAUUAUCCCAUGAAAGCAUGUACAUCACUGAAAACAAUAAAAAAAACUAAGAAG
Messenger RNA from Pocillopora meandrina, 1758 nucleotides. The record is from the annotation of a GenBank genome assembly. Lineage: Eukaryota; Metazoa; Cnidaria; Anthozoa; Scleractinia; Pocilloporidae.